Cryptomeria japonica (Japanese cedar) is the source of this 2100-nucleotide messenger RNA. Its product is annotated as protein NRT1/ PTR FAMILY 4.5-like. The record is from RefSeq and is a predicted model, not a curated record. Lineage: Eukaryota; Viridiplantae; Streptophyta; Pinopsida; Cupressales; Cupressaceae. Gene Ontology annotation, molecular function: transmembrane transporter activity. The transcript is spliced from 6 exons. Bases 1 to 2100 code for a protein of 699 amino acids. Gene Ontology annotation, biological process: transmembrane transport. Gene Ontology annotation, cellular component: membrane.
AUGGAGAUCGAGAAAUUCAAUGGUGUGAGUUUUGAGUUGUGCAAACUCAAGAUGGAAGACUUACUAGUUGAUAGAGAUCUCUGGGUUGCUAUGACUGCAACUUCUAAGCCUUCAGGCAUGAAGCAAGAAGACUGGGAUCUUGCAGAUAAAAAAGCUAGAGGAUGCCCAAAGUCUUGUGUCCGUCGAGCAACGAUUGCAGUAUUACAGCCGAAACAAGAUGGUAAACUUUAUGACUUCUUUCUUUAUUUCUCAAAGAAUGAUAUACAUGGAGGCUUAGAUUUUGUACUAAUGCAGAAGAUCAAUUUGCAGGGGGAACUCACAAAGAAUUCAGAAGAGUCCAAACACAAUUCCAAGUUUAAUGAGCUGGAAGGAUUUGUGGACUGGAAGGGAAGGCCUGCACGCAAGUCUAGCCAUGGUGGAAAGCGCGCCGUCUAUUUUGUUUAUGCAAUGACAAUACUGGAUAACUUGGCUUUUGUGGGGUCGAUCAUUAAUCUUGUUACGUAUUUCAUGAUGACUAUGAAUAUGGAACUUGCCGAAGCAGCCAACACGCUGACCAAUUUCGUAGGUACCACUUUCCUGUUGUCACUGGUGGGAGGAUUUAUUUCUGACUGUUGGCUUACCAGAUUCAAAACUGCCAUUUUCUCAAUUCUUAUACAAAUAGCCGGAUAUCUUGUAUUGUUAAUACAGGCGCACGAUAAAUCUUUAUGGCCUCCACAAUGCGACCGACGAGAUCUGACUGCGGUCUGUGUGAAAGUAAGUGGCGGUAAAAGUGCAAUGUUAUUUGUUGGGCUGUAUCUGGUAGCUAUUGGAAAUGGAGGCAGCAGGGCUAGUUUGGCACCUUUUGGAGCAGACCAGUUCGAUGAGAGAGAUCCCGAUGAGAGAGGAAAUGUAUCCCACUAUUUCAACAUGCUGUUUUUCUGCGUCACCGUGGGCUCAACUCUUGGAGUGACUGUGUUAGUUUGGAUUCAAAACUAUAAAGGAUGGGAUAAAGGUUUUGGAAUUUCAGCUGGAGUUGUUUUCUUUGGAAUGAUAUGCAUUUUGCUCGGAUGUACUUCUUACCGUAACAGAAUUCCACAAACCAGUCCCCUAACUCGAAUUCUACAGGUAUUCGUCGUUGCAUUCAAGAAUCGAAAGCUUCAAGUGCCCGAGAAUCCCGAAGAUCUCUACGAGCGGGAUGACAAGGAAGCAAUUUUGGUUACCGAUAGGCUUCUGCAUACAGAUCAAUUCAAAUUCCUCGACAAAGCGGCUGUAGAAACAGAGAAUGGCAAGGGAAAAAGUUCCUGGUAUUUGUGCAGUGUGACCCAAGUAGAAGAAGCCAAAAUUAUAGUGCGAAUGAUGCCCAUAUUUGCAAGCACAGUAUUGAUGAGCACAUGCUUAGCACAACUGCAGACAUUUACUGUUAAUCAAGGUGUGACCAUGGAUAGAAGCAUGGGAAAGAAUUUCGAAAUUCCAGCACCAUCUCUGGCUGUAAUUCCUUUACUAUUUCUAAAUUUCAUGACUCCAAUCUAUGACAGAUUUGUUGUUCCCCUUGCACGAAGAUUCAGUGGACAUGAAUCUGGAAUUACACACUUGCAAAGAAUUGGAAUUGGAUUAGUAUUGUCUGCCAUAUCCAUGGCCAUCGCUGCUCUUGUGGAGGUGAAGAGAAAAAAUGUGGCAAUAGAGAAAGGAAUGGAGGAUUUUAUACCAAUUCUGAUGCCACCUAUUCCAAUGAGUGUCUUCUGGUUGGGAUUUCAGUACUUCGUUUUUGGAAUUUCAGACCUCUUCACCUAUGUGGGUAUGUUGCAAUUCUUCUACAGUGAAGCUCCUGCGACUAUGAGGUCCUUUGCCACUUCUUUUACAUUUGCUUCCUUGUCCAUGGGUUACUUUCUCAGCAGUGUCUUCGUUUCUAUUAUUAACUCUGCUACUCGCAACAUCACCGGGAGCCAUGGCUGGCUUCAUGGUCAUAACAUCAACCGCAAUCACCUUGAUCUAUUUUACUGGUUUCUUGCUAUUCUUAGCAUACUCAACUUUUUCAAUUACCUUUUCUGGUCAAGCUGGUACAAGCACAAGCCAGUAGAUCUAUAUGAGCCUUCUAUUAAACAGUCCAAGGAGGAAAUAUAA